Messenger RNA from Strongylus vulgaris, 600 nucleotides. The record is from the annotation of a GenBank genome assembly. Lineage: Eukaryota; Metazoa; Nematoda; Chromadorea; Rhabditida; Strongylidae.
AUGAGAAGGGGAGCGCAGGAUCGGGAGAUGAUCAGAACGACGGAAGGAGAAUGAACUACCGUCCAAUACGCUGCUGAGCGUGCUUUACAAGCGAUUAUUCUCACUCGCAUAUCAAGGACACUGGAUGAAACCCGAUUUCACAAGGGAUUCAGCAGCAUGGUUCGUAUCGACGGUUUCGAGGAUUCUCGAGGAAGUGUUGCAGCGUCGUGCCAUACUGUCAGCGCCUAUCGACCAAGUGGACCUAUCUCACUUCCGAAGGGGUCUGAAAAGGCGACAGACGUCGCCAAAGCUGUUUUCCGCCGCCCUGUAGUGGGUGAUGAAAUCACUGGAUUGAAUAAUGUUAGAUUCCUCUCACACCUUCGUUUUGCGGACGACAUUGUUCUCUUUCGAGAUGUGAAAUCAAUGUCUUGUCUUCGUGAUCCAGCGAAUUACAUCUCUAAGGCAAAACAUCAAUGGGCGUCAUAUAAUGAGAAGGACAGACGACAGAUGGACACUAAACUCUGGAAUGGAUUUCUCGCGAGGCAAAACUUCCUCGAGGAAGGCCACCCACCAGAUGGGCUGACAUGUGGACCAGCCGAAUUCUCAGUUGGUAACGUGUAA